This is a messenger RNA of Folsomia candida, 1894 nucleotides long. RefSeq lists its product as uncharacterized. Gene Ontology annotation, biological process: actin filament polymerization. The coding region runs from base 264 to 1451 and encodes 395 amino acids. NCBI's taxonomy places the organism in Eukaryota, Metazoa, Arthropoda, Collembola, Entomobryomorpha, Isotomidae. The record is from RefSeq and is a predicted model, not a curated record. Gene Ontology annotation, molecular function: protein binding. Gene Ontology annotation, cellular component: actin cytoskeleton; cytoplasm. The transcript is spliced from 15 exons.
GUGUCCAGCGAAGAAGGAACCGGCAGAAGAUGUAGCAUAAAAUCAGAUGGGGCUGGAGACGAAGAGAUGGCAGGUGCGAGGGCUUGACAGACCAACAACCAAUUCCCAUCCAAAUUUCAAUUAUUUACUACAAAAAUUCAAGUAAAAGAAAAAAUAACGGUUAAUGCCAAGACGUUGGUAGAAAUUCAGAAUAUAAGGACGGAUCCCCUAAAGAAAGUAUAAAGUAAAGACUAAGGACUAACGUUGAAUGUCGAAAUAGUAAAAUGCGAUCGUUUCAUCGUGACCACUUUUUCGUGAAAGGAUGGCCAUACUCGUAUGCUUUAAUUUUCUACGUCUUGUCACUCCACGUCCUGGACACAAACACCAGAUCUUCGUCUCCACAUUGGAAACUGGAGAAUAAUGGAAAUGAUCUAGUACCAAAACCUGUGGGUACAGGGUCAGCAGGCGCUGAUCUCAAUGGAACAACUGUCGCGUCAUUGUCAUUAAGAGGGUUGUUAAGUACAAGAGAAGAAGAUGAUCUCGUGUUCCAGAUUCUAGCUUCAACCGUCGUGAAUUCGGGAGGAUGGAUGAAAAACGGUCAAGAGGUGUAUUGCCCAAGUUGUCCAAUGGGCCAACACCACAGACUUCAAGAUGACGAUGGAAGCCUUUAUGUUACUUCAGUGGACGAUGGUACCCAUGAGCCGUUGGAGUGUGGAAAACCAGAAUCAGUCAUAACCUAUUACGAUCAGUUGAUGGGUAUUGCGAAUCGGCAUAACCAUCCGCACAUUCCAGAACCCCAAGUGGCAAUGCAUUUUAAAAAGAAGGGCAGUAAAAAAGACACAAUUGACUUGAACGCCUUGGAAAGAAAGUUGCGUAAAGCAAAGAAAGAGAAACCGAGUUCAGUACAGUUACAGAACCAGAUUGGAAACUUUAACCGGAUUAAAGGGCACACGCUAAGAGCAAUCGAGUGUUUCCGAAGGGCCCUAGCAGUCGCUCCCAACAAUCCGGAAGUUUUAUUGAAUCUCGCUCGAUUGCUGUUCACCCUUCAAUAUCUUGACGACUCUCUCUUUUUGGCAAGACGGUCACUAGAGUUGCAAGCUCCUGACCGGAAUGCCUGGGCUCAGCAUUUUGCACUUGGCGAAAUUUUACGGGCGUAUGGCCAUCACAGGGAGGCUUUAUUACAUUUUAAGCAUACGCUUGAAUUACGUCCAGAUCACACGGAAGCACAAGAGCAGCUUCGCGAGCUUGAAAUUUUACUCGCAGGAACAGGAUUACAUACCGUUACAUUAAUAAUAAUCAUCUUGCUUGUCCUUGGCGUCGUUCUGGUCAUGGUUUCCAGUUUGGAAAAUGAUGAGGCUGCAGAUUCUAACCAAAAUCGUGCAAGUCGUCAUUUCAGUCGAGCACUAGCAAUGCGCAGUUUGAAACUUGGAAUUUCACCAAGAUCAUUACGAGGCGGCAAAAGAGGAACGUAAACUAACCACCUUAUAUUGAUCAAGAUGUUCGUAGACUUCUCAAAAAAUGUCAAAAUAGAAAUUUAAUUUGUUAUACAUACACAAUUUGUUAUUAUAUAUGCGUUGACACGAACGUUUAAUUUGUGACUGUAAAAUCUGACUGAUAUCGGAACAUAACUAAUUUAAUUGACAGUAAUUUCAAGGUGUCUUUUCUUUUCGAAGGAAAACUUUGUUCUGUUCGUUCUUGUCGUUUCGAAUGUCUUCAAAAGUCAGAAUACUUAUAACGCUUCAUUAUUACUAUAUUAUACAUUACAGAACUUGAUUAUUGUUUGCCGAUUAAUGAGUCCCGUCGUCCUGAUUAACUCAAAAUAAUAAUAAUGUUGCUCUAGUCAUGACCGAUAAUUACCUUAUCUGAACAGGAAUAUGAUCAAACCCAUAAUAAAUUCAUGUAAUAAUAGUUAUAA